Grammomys surdaster is the source of this 1590-nucleotide messenger RNA. RefSeq names its product heterogeneous nuclear ribonucleoprotein A/B (gene Hnrnpab). Gene Ontology annotation, cellular component: nucleoplasm. Lineage: Eukaryota; Metazoa; Chordata; Mammalia; Rodentia; Muridae. The transcript is spliced from 7 exons. Gene Ontology annotation, biological process: regulation of gene expression. The record is from RefSeq and is a predicted model, not a curated record. Bases 194 to 1051 code for a protein of 285 amino acids. Gene Ontology annotation, molecular function: RNA binding.
CCGCGCGGGACGGAGUUAAGGUCUUCCUUAUCCACAGUGUACGGCGGCGGCCGAACGGAGCGACAGAGUCCGUGGACGCGGACGAGCCCUCGGGGGUGCGAGCGUGACCGCGGCCAAGCCCGCGUCGCCUUCUGCGGCGAGUAGGGCCUCGCGGCGUCAUCGGCGGCGAGAAGCCGCUGCGGCCUGGCCGACCAUGUCGGACGCGGCUGAGGAGCAGCCCAUGGAGACGACGGGCGCCACCGAGAACGGACACGAGGCCGCCCCCGAAGGCGAGGCCUCCGUCGAGCCCAGCGCCGGGGCAGCGGCCCCCGCGGCUCCAGCCGGGUCUGGGGGCGGGACCACGGCCGCCCCGAGCGGGAACCAGAACGGAGCCGAGGGCGACCAGAUAAACGCCAGCAAGAACGAGGAGGACGCAGGAAAAAUGUUCGUUGGUGGUCUGAGCUGGGAUACCAGCAAAAAAGAUUUAAAGGAUUAUUUUACUAAGUUUGGAGAGGUUGUUGACUGUACAAUAAAAAUGGAUCCCAACACUGGACGAUCAAGAGGGUUUGGGUUUAUUCUCUUCAAAGAUUCUUCCAGUGUGGAGAAGGUCUUAGAUCAGAAGGAGCAUAGGCUGGAUGGUCGUGUCAUUGACCCUAAAAAGGCUAUGGCUAUGAAGAAGGAUCCUGUGAAGAAAAUCUUUGUGGGAGGUCUAAACCCUGAAGCCACAGAGGAAAAGAUCAGAGAAUACUUCGGCCAAUUUGGGGAGAUUGAGGCCAUUGAACUUCCAAUAGAUCCCAAGUUGAACAAAAGACGGGGUUUUGUUUUUAUUACAUUUAAAGAGGAAGACCCUGUGAAGAAAGUUCUGGAGAAAAAAUUCCAUACUGUCAGUGGAAGCAAGUGUGAAAUCAAGGUUGCCCAGCCCAAAGAGGUGUAUCAGCAACAGCAGUAUGGCUCUGGGGGCAGAGGAAAUCGCAAUCGAGGGAACCGAGGCAGUGGUGGAGGUCAGGGUAGUACAAAUUACGGGAAGAGCCAGCGACGUGGUGGUCAUCAGAAUAACUACAAGCCAUACUGAGAGGCAGCAGGAGCGGCCGAGUGACGACCGCACACGCUUUGUUUGGACGCGGAGUGAACACAAUUAUGUACCAAAUUUAACUUGGCAAACUUUUAUGGCCUGUCCCAUGUGCAUCUUAUUUAAAAUUUCCCCCGGAAAUCACUCUCCUGUUAACUAUUCCAGAGCUCUAGUUGUUGUAGGCAGCGUGUGGCGUCUCAGAGGCCAGAGCGGCAUUAGGGGGCCGAUUUUAUUACCAGGUUACCCUGUUCUAGAUUGGAGGGUCUGCUUCCUGCUGCCGCUCUGCAGCCUGGACCUGUGGACCCUGGUUGUAAAGAGUAAACUGUAUCUUAGGAAACCAGUGUCACCUUUUUCACCUUUUAAUUUUAUAUUAUUUGUGUCAUACAUUUCCAGUAAUGGAAGUGUUAAUUUUACUGUACUUUUUGGUACCUUUUGGGAAUCUAAUGUAUUGUAAGGUAUUUUACACGUGUCCUGAUUUUGCCACGACCUGGAUAUUGAAGCUAUCCAAGCUUUUGAAAUAAAAAUUAAAAACAAAACCCCAA